AAGUGGACCUCUCAGGCGCCUUGGUCGUGUCGGUGCUGACUGCGACUAACACGCGGUGCUGGGCUCCUUUCGCUUGCCCUGAGACUCCCGUGAAGAUGCCGAAGGCCAAGUCCGCGGCGAGUGGCCGCCGGCGCGAGCGGCUGGAGCAGAAGAGGGAGCUGAAGCGGGCCGGAGGACUCAUGUUCAACACAGGGAUUGGACAGCACAUUUUGAAAAAUCCUCUAAUUGUCAACAGCAUUAUCGAUAAGGCUGCGUUAAGACCUACUGAUGUGGUGCUAGAAGUUGGGCCUGGGACUGGAAACAUGACCGUCAAGCUGUUAGAAAAGGCCAAAAAGGUAGUUGCCUGUGAACUUGAUCCAAGGCUAGUAGCUGAACUUCACAAAAGAGUUCAGGGCACGCCUCUGGCCAGUAAACUUCAGGUCCUGGUGGGAGAUGUAUUGAAAUCGGAUUUGCCCUUCUUCGAUGCUUGUGUGGCAAACUUGCCUUAUCAGAUCUCCUCUCCUUUUGUCUUCAAGUUGCUGCUCCACCGACCAUUUUUCAGAUGUGCUAUACUUAUGUUUCAAAGAGAAUUUGCUCUUCGUUUGGUUGCAAAACCUGGAGAUAAAUUAUACUGCAGACUCUCCAUUAAUACACAACUUUUAGCACGUGUGGACCAUCUAAUGAAGGUGGGGAAGAAUAACUUCAGACCGCCCCCCAAGGUAGAGUCCAGCGUUGUAAGGAUAGAACCUAAGAAUCCACCACCACCUAUCAAUUUUCAGGAAUGGGAUGGCCUAGUAAGGAUCACUUUUGUUCGGAAAAACAAGACACUGUCUGCUGCAUUCAAAUCAAGUGCAGUACAACAGCUGUUGGAAAGAAACUACAGAAUUCACUGUUCGGUACAUAAUACUGUAAUACCAGAAGAUUUCAGUAUAGCAGAUAAAAUACAGCAAAUCCUAACCAGCACAGGUUUUAGUGACAAACGGGCCCGUUCCAUGGACAUAGAUGACUUUAUCAGGUUGCUACAUGGGUUCAAUGCAGAAGGCAUCCACUUUUCCUAGCCAUUUGAAAACAUGCUUUUUCCAAGACCAAGAAAAAAAUGAAAUUAUAAAUCUCUAUUAUUAUUAUCCAUGGUCAAAGUGGUUAAAUCUACAUAUUCUUGUUUUUGUUUUAAAUAUACUACAAAGAGCAGGGUUCAAUAGACAUAACCAUUUCCAAGUUUAAAAGCCGCAGAUACGCACAACCAUACACUUAAGCUUUCUAACAAUUUAUUGUAUAAAGAUGUUACUGUGUUAUGGGCUGUGAGGCCUACUUUAGGCCUGCAGCUCGGUCACCCAGUCACAAAUCCUCCUCAUUCACAUGUACAGUACGUUACUUAACACGACUUUCCUUUACACACCCUCUUCAUCCUAGACAGUUUCCAUGUAUUAAUGCCAUCUUUGUUAGAUGACCUGUUGCAACACAGACAACAGUACAGUUCUGGAUAAGCCAGAGUCUGCUGCAGUCAUAUAGUGCAGGCAUGUCCUGUAUGACUCUACCUGUGAAAUGCAGACGCGUAGAAAGAAGCUAACUAUAAAGUCAUGUUAAGUCUGUUUUCUUGGGGGGGAGACAGAUCUAUAGAUUUCAGAUUUAGAAAAAUCCCAGAGAGUUUAUAAGUGAAAUGGGCUUUAUUAAUCGGUGAUUUUCUUUCUUUCAUGAAAGGACCUUUUUUCUUUUUUUUUUUAACAUCAACUUUAAUCUCAGUAUCUUGCCUCAGCCUUCUAAAUGCUGGGAUUACAGUUGUGUACCACUGUAUGUGGUUUCAGUUUUCAGCUUUUUAAAAGAAAAGCCGUUUACCCACAACUACAAGCUCCUGGCUAUUCCUUAAUUCUGGAUAAUUAAAAUUUUAGUACCCGGUGUUUCUUUUUAAGCUAUUUAAAAUUUGUCAGAUUGAAGAUUUUAUGCUGCUUAUAUAUUUUAAUAAAUUAGCUGUUUUAUUUAUAUAAGGAAACUAUCUUCAUUGGUUAUUUGGCUCUCUUUGUACCCAAAACUUAAAAUGAAUGCUUCUACACUUAAGAAUAUAAAUUGUUUGCCUACCUAGAUAUUUUUUUUCCCCAAAAUCUGGCUUAAGAGUCAUAUAGUAAAUGCUAUAAUGACUAUGAAUAACUUAGCUAUGAAUAGGUAAAAUAAUGUGUAGCAGCCUUUAAAUUUCAGAAAGGUCUAAAGAAUAUUUAAAACAAAACAAAAAGACUUUGCUGCAAAAGCUACUUUUGUCACACGAAUAGUAACUAUUCUUAAGGGUUAAUUUUCUUUAAUGUGACAGAACUAUUUUGUAGAGUUCACUUGUACCAUCUCUACCUCAAGGGAAACAAUUCCACCUAACUAGGCUUUUUUAGCUUGUUUUCCUUGACUCUCAACUGCUGCGCUUUAGUCCCCUUUACUGGUUGGUCUCAGUUUUCCCUCUGUAAAGCUGAAUCGUAUUUUACCUCCAAAGAUAUUUGCUGGUACUAAUUUUCAAGUACACUGACUAUGGAUUAAGAUGAAGCUAGCAUAAGGCAGCAUCUAUACAUAUAAAAAGAUCCUCCAAAGAUAGUACCUAUCCAGUGCCAGUAACAUUAAACCUAAAAAUGGAUCUAUAAAAGACCUUCCGAAGAUAGUUCCUGUCCAGUGCCAAUAUCAUAACAUUAAAGCUUUGUGCUUAAUGAGCAAGUUCGUGUCUUUAUUGCCCAUUACCUAUGAGGUGGUCUCAAAAUAUACCCUUUUAUUGGAGACAAAGUCUUUCUACAAAGCUCUGGCUAUCCUGGAACUCACUAAGUGGAACAGGCUGGCCUUGAACUCAUACCCACCUGCCUGAGUACUGGGAUUAAAGGUGUGUGGCCUCUGCAAGGUCAACAGAAACAAGUUAGUUCUUCAUUCUUCCUCUUUGAAACAGACACGAACAGAAUACAUCUUACAAUUGCAAAAAACCUGAGUUCCUUCCAAAACAAAGGUGAAUAUAUUGAAGUACAUUAUUUCUAAAUUUGUUUUUAUAGAUUUCAUUUAUUAAUAAUGAUAUUGUGAAAAAAAUCUACAUUUGAUUUAGAUUUCAUGUUUACAGAGCUUUACCCCAUGGUGUUAGGAUUCCUCACAGCUACCCUCUCACUUAUGAUCAGUGAAGUAAAGGAUCUGGCUCGCUGACUCUAUUCAUAGAUUUCCCCUUGGCUCACUGAGUGAAUCAGUAGGUUCCCUAGAGUUAAUCAAGAGAAACAUGGGAGGUUCUUUGGUUAACUUAAUGGACUAUAUAUACUGGGAACCAAGGGAAAACUCCUAGAGAUAUAUAAUGUGUAUAUAUAUAUCUAUAAUUAUUUAAACAAUAUUUACAUUAAAGUUGGCCAGUUUUCUCUUUUAGAGUAGCAGCUGUAAAAGUGAGUUCUGCCAUUUAUGGAGUAGUCUUCCUUACUAUCGUUCUAUCCACGAGAUCCAAAUGGCAAACCAUCUCAUACUAGAUAUUGAUGGAGCUUGCUAUGGACUGCCUCGUAAGGCAUCGACACUUCUGGGGGUUACAUACUGUCUACGCUUGGCUAUCUAACUUGUAUUAUGAACUACUUUCAAUGUACAUACAAAUGUUCAUGCAUCAGAAGCCAAUUUCCUUUAACAGUACGUUAAAUUUGGGUGCUAAUAAACACUUCAACUUAAAUAAUGGCAUUGUUAAAGAUCAAAUUACACUAUUAGUCUUGUGAACACCAC
This is a messenger RNA of Microtus oregoni (creeping vole), 3681 nucleotides long. It is a transcript of the gene Dimt1, whose product is annotated as DIMT1 rRNA methyltransferase and ribosome maturation factor. The record is from RefSeq and is a predicted model, not a curated record. Gene Ontology annotation, molecular function: rRNA (adenine-N6,N6-)-dimethyltransferase activity. Gene Ontology annotation, cellular component: mitochondrial matrix. The transcript has 12 exons. Gene Ontology annotation, biological process: rRNA methylation. The coding region runs from base 96 to 1037 and encodes 313 amino acids. Lineage: Eukaryota; Metazoa; Chordata; Mammalia; Rodentia; Cricetidae.